This is a messenger RNA of Ochlerotatus camptorhynchus, 2643 nucleotides long. RefSeq lists its product as uncharacterized. Bases 551 to 2512 code for a protein of 653 amino acids. The transcript has 2 exons. NCBI's taxonomy places the organism in Eukaryota, Metazoa, Arthropoda, Insecta, Diptera, Culicidae. The record is from RefSeq and is a predicted model, not a curated record.
CAGGUUGGAAUAAGUUGAAAUUUUAUAAAAGAAGAUCCUCGACACCUUGGAAGGUUAGUCUGGCAAAGAAAGUGGCAACGUUAUCAUCGCCACCAGCAGACAACCCGGAGUUGGAAUUUUGUUAUUGAUCACCGUUUCACCGCAUAAAAACAACACGAGCUUGUUUGAUCGUAACGUAAUGAUAAUAAGAGCUCGAUCGCUCGGAAAAAAGUGCGCGCGAAAACUAGUUUUGAAUUCGGAUGUUGUGCACCAAGUGAAAGAACCAUAAAGAAAAGUAUGAAUAAUCAAGGCAAAUUGAGAGCAGUUUUCUCAACGGGAUAAAAAUGAUACACAGUGUUAUAGAAAUUGUAUGUAAAAGACAGUUAUAUGUGAAGUAAUUGAUUUAUUAUUGCCAAUAACUGCAACCAACGAGUGGAACGUCAUAAGCGGAGCGAAAUGGUGCAAGCUAUUUGAACUUGAACCGCAAAAUAGGAAUCACGCAGCCGUAGAAAAUUGAACCACACACCUGACUUCACGCAUAGUUUAGAAAACUAUCACAGCUGCAGCAAUCAUGGAUUAUCGGCAGCUAACGUUCGCGCUGUUCAUCAUAUGCUCUGCUGUAGCCCUAGAAGUAACCAACCAUAAUGGAUUGCAACCAGCUUCCGAUCUCGAUGUCACCAACACGGCAAGACCACUGACAAAUGACAAGGAACUACCAAAGCUUCAUCGACAAAAGCGCCACGAGAUAGAAAUACACCGAGUAAUUAAGCGAAGACCAAAACUGCCACCCCCACGCCGCAAACCUCGGCCACCGAGAAGACCACCAAAGCCGAAAGUAAAGUAUGGGCCACCAAACAUUAACUUCCCACCGUUAUCGCAGUACAGCCCCCAUAACUUUGAUGAUACAUUUAGUACGAGCUAUGAAACAUCUUUUUCGGACCAUAACUCCUUUGCGGAGCCCCCAGUUAGCUACGGAAGCCCAAUUCAACCAUCACCAGCAUUUGGUUCACCACCAUUUGCCUACGGCCAAGGUACGACUUCAUAUCAAGGGUCAACCUUCGGAAGACCAAACUUUGAAAGUACAAGUUUCGAAGGAUUUGGCAAACCCUCGCUUGCAUCCUCUAACCUGAAAGGAUUCGAUCCCUCGAAAUUUCCAGGACUACUGGAUAGUCAUUCACAUAGCGUUCCAGCUAGCAAAAUACCUACAUUUGGUGGGCACUUCUCGCAAUCCUCAUUCACUAAUAACAAACAACCAUCUUACCAAUCCUCACCAUCGUUUAUCGGAGAUGGUUCCAAUUUUAAUUUUAACAAAGACCAGACAAGUUUUACACAUCAUACCGACAUUGAAACCCCCAAGAACCAGUUUCCUCUGGAAAGCUUCAGACAAAACCCAUUUAGAACACCUUUAACCUCCUAUGAAGUACCCAUAACGCAUACUAAAUCGAAUUUGUUCGAACCUACAAAAGAUUACGAUUCCACAUACAAGAGAAAUCCCAAUACUCAUUCAACUAGUAGUAUAUCCUCAACACACAGUACAUCGCAUAGUUCAACUGAUGAAGAAGAUGAUGAAUACUAUCCGAGCCUACCGUAUCGCUAUGAGCAAGAUCAGUUCCACACUCCCACAAAACCAAAUCCAAACAAGUCAUUAGUUAGCUCAGUACAAACCAUUAACGACAAUGAUCCAUUCUCCAACCUGAACUCAUACUAUGAUGGUGUUUCUGAAUCACAAAGGGUAUCCGUCAAAACAAAAACUAGACCUUCGGAGCCACCCGAAGAUGGCUUUUCAAUAGAAGAGCUCUACUCACCGCCUUCUACCGUUAACCGCAACAAGAUUCGCAGGAAAAAGAAACCCAAACCGGUCACAAAUCCUGUAGCUCAUAAUCUCGAUACAGACGAUCUACGCGAUGCAUAUGGUUCAAGCUCAGACUUCCACCAGGUUGCCAUCGAUGCCGACGAGUUUCUCGAGUUUGAACCACAAAAACAAAUGAAACAUUCCAAACCCGUGGGAAUUGCUAUGACACGUGAUGAAGACAAAUUCCCAGCAAACUUUGUUCUUCAAUCAUCCCAGAACAGAGGCAAGGAAAACAACACUCCCAACUACAAGAAGUCACCUGGCAAUCCUAACUACGCAAGAAAAAUACCACCCUCAUCACAAACAGAGUACAAGGCAGUUGACGUCGAUCUUUACAAGUCGGUGGAGGGCAAACGUGUCAAACCAGCUCCGCAGAAACCGUCGGGUCUUGAGGACGUCAAUAUUCUCUCCAUACAGAAAUCCAAUUCCAAAACAUACUACGCUGGAAGUAAUGAAAAAGAACCUCUGCUAUACAGUGGAUUCCUACCAACUCGCCGAAACGGAGCUUACUACCGAGCAAACUUGGAUUACGAGACUUUAGAUGUGGACGAUGAGAACUACGAUGAAAUCGGAGAUGUAGGAACCUUCAGUGGUAAAUUACAGAAUUCAAGGGUUAAAAAGGAUUUAACUUCCAAGCAGAAUAGCGAGGCAUUAAGUUCGUCUGAAGCAAGCAGUUCAUAGGUUACAGGGGCGCGAUUUGAAGGAUGAAGUUUACAGAGACCUUAAAAUAGUUUUAACAGUAUUGUCCUGUUCAAAGAUUUUAUAGGUAGAAUUGAGUUAUUAUUUAUUGUUGUUUAAUAAAGAUUAUAUUU